AUGACACGCUUUUUUUUCUUCUUAUAUAAGCAAAAGAGAGCAAUAGCAAAUGCUAUGAAGAAAAGACCCCCGAUUGAUACACCUACCGCGAUAAUUGUAGUGUGUUUUCCGCCUCCCCCUGAAGGUGGGGCAACAUCAAUACUAUUACUUGAUGGUGGAGGAGGAAAGGGGGUCGAUGGAGAGGGUGUUGGAACUUUAUCACCAUCUGGUGAUGAAGGUGCUAACCUUGGUGAUUGUGAGUUUUUUGGUGGCAGAGAAUAUGGUGGUACUCCUGGAGAAGAAGUUGGAGAUUGCGAGGCAUUUGAUGGUGAAGAAGUUGGUGAGGGUGGAAUCUUGGAAUUGUUGGGUGGUGAACUUGGAGUUUGUGGAGGUGAAAUGGGACUUUUGGAAGAGUUCGGUGGUGAACUCGGAGUUUGUGGAGGUGAAAUGGGACUUUUGGAAGAGUUCGGUGGUGAACUCGGAGUUUGUGGAGGUGAAAUGGGACUUUUGGAAGAGUUCGGUGGUGAACUCGGAGUUUGUGGAGGUGAAAUGGGACUUUUGGAAGAGUUCGGUGGUGAACUCGGAGUUUGUGGAGGUGAAAUGGGACUUUUGGAAGAGUUCGGUGGUGAACUCGGAGUUUGUGGAGGUGAAAUGGGACUUUUGGAAGAGUUUGGUGGUGAAAUAGGACUUCUAGAAGAGUUUGGUGGUGAACUCGGAGUUUCUGGAGGUGAAAGAGGACUUUUGGAAUUGUUUGGUGGUGAACUCGGAAUUUGUGGAGGUGAAAUAGGACUUCUAGAAGAGUUUGGUGGUGAACUCGGAGUUUCUGGAGGUGAAAGAGGACUUUUGGAAUUGUUUGGUGGUGAACUCGGAAUUUGUGGAGGUGAAAUAGGACUUCUAGAAGAGUUUGGUGGUGAACUCGGAGUUUCUGGAGGUGAAAGAGGACUUUUGGAAUUGUUUGGUGGUGAACUCGGAAUUUGUGGAGGUGAAAUAGGACUUCUAGAAGAGUUUGGUGGUGAACUCGGAGUUUCUGGAGGUGAAAGAGGACUUUUGGAAUUGUUUGGUGGUGAACUCGGAGUUUGUGGGGGUGAAAGAGGACUUUUGGAAUUGUUUGGUGGUGAACUCGGAGUUUGUGGGGGUGAAAGAGGACUUUUGGAAUUGUUUGGUGGUGAACUCGGAGUUUGUGGGGGUGAAAGAGGACUUUUGGAAUUGUUUGGUGGUGAACUCGGAAUUUGUGGAGGUGAAAUAGGACUUCUAGAAGAGUUUGGUGGUGAACUCGGAGUUUCUGGAGGUGAAAGAGGACUUUUGGAAUUGUUUGGUGGUGAACUCGGAAUUUGUGGAGGUGAAAUAGGACUUCUAGAAGAGUUUGGUGGUGAACUCGGAGUUUGUGGUGGUGGAGGAGGAGCAUUGGUUGAUCCAGGAUUUGAACUUGAUGAAGGAGGCGGAGGAAAUAGUGGUGGUGGCAAUGUUGGUGGUGUGGGUGGGUUUGAAGGUGACAUAUUAUUACCACCUCCGGGAGGUGUUAAAUUUGGAGGUGAGGUUAUAGGAACUGCCACCGCCGGAGGUGGCGGUUUCGGAUUAUUCGACGGCAUAGUAGGUGGAGGCGGAGAGUAAUAUGUAUAAGCCAUUGCAAUGCGCUUAUGAGAUAACAUUUGUUUUUUCUUCCAACAGUGCUUAAUGCUUAUAGCUUAAUUUUAUGGGCAAGAGGUACGUAUGUCCAAUAUGUGACUAUAUAUAGUGUGUUAUAUUUAUGUAUCAUACAUUUCGUUUGUAAAAGUUUCCAACUACAG
Molecule: messenger RNA, 1766 nt
Organism: Solanum tuberosum (potato)
Lineage: Eukaryota; Viridiplantae; Streptophyta; Magnoliopsida; Solanales; Solanaceae
Product: glycine-rich cell wall structural protein-like
Exons: 3
Coding region: 1-1590 (529 amino acids)
Source: RefSeq, a predicted model, not a curated record